Messenger RNA from Gorilla gorilla gorilla (western lowland gorilla), 1784 nucleotides. RefSeq names its product CTD nuclear envelope phosphatase 1-like. NCBI's taxonomy places the organism in Eukaryota, Metazoa, Chordata, Mammalia, Primates, Hominidae. The record is from RefSeq and is a predicted model, not a curated record. The coding region runs from base 1062 to 1397 and encodes 111 amino acids. The transcript has a single exon.
AAAAAAAAAAAAAAAAUCCUGUUAUGUAUUUCAUAUAAUGGGAUACAAUACAGUAGUUUAAAUAAAUAUUACUCUUGCAAAGAAAAGGGGAAAGAAUAGAUUGAGUCUUGAAGCUAGGUGAUGGAUUCACGUUAAAAAAGAAUGACAUGUAUUAACGUGAGUAAAUGUAAAAAGCAUAAUAUUGAGCAAGAAAAAGUUUCAAAAGGAUUUGUAGAAUUUGAUGCCUUUUAUAUAACCUUUAAUUCUCUGUAAAAAGAGAAAAAAGCUAUUGACUCUGCUUUCCCCCCUCUUCCCCCUUCAUCCUUGCUCCCUCCCCCACUGUCCCCUUCCCCAAUUAAUCCUUCCGCUUCCCUCCUGGUCUCGGAGGACCCAAUCCUAGCCCGACCUGUCUCGGCUCGCAACUUCCCCGAAGCUGUUGGUGCCACUCCCAGCCCGUGUGGGCCCCCGCAGGCUGCCCACGCCUGUCCGCCAGCUCCCCGUUCCGCUGGGCUUUCCAAAACCUCGCCAGGGGUGACUUUCUGAGCCGCUUGCUCCAUACCCCUCUCUGCAGCCUCUCCUGCCACUUAGGGCUGCCGUUCCCCCUCCCGGCAACGGGGGACUGGCGGAGCUGUGCCACGGGGGCCCCCGGGGCCAGCGGGGCCGGCAGAGCAGGCAGUGCCAGGGUCAUCAGAAUGAUGCGGAUGCGGUGUCUGCUGGGUCUGCGCACGUUCGUGGCCUUCGCCGCCAAGCUCUGGAGCUUCUCCGCCCUUUUGCGGUGGCAGAUCUGCACGGUAAUUCAGCACCAAACUGUUCGAUAUGAUAUCAUCCCCUUAUCUUCUUGUCCUGGAAUCAGCUAGGUGAAGAGGAAGAUCAUGGUGCUGGAUCCGGAUGAGACACUUAUUCACUCCCACCAUGAUGGGGUCCUGAGGCUCACAGUCUGGCCUGGAACGCCUCCUGACUUCAUCCUCAAGGUGGUAAUAUACAAACAUCCUGUCCGUUUCUUUGUACAUUAGAGGCCCCAUGUGGAUUUCUUUUUGGAAGUCGUGAGCCAGUGGUGGGAGCUGGUGGUGUUUAUAGCAAGCAUGGAGAUCUAUGGCUCUGCUGUGGCAGAUAAACUGGACAAUAGCAGAAGCAUUCUUAAGAGGAGAUACUACGGACAGCACUGCACUUUGGAGUUGGGCAGCUACAUCAAGGACCUCUCUUUGGUCCACAGUGACCUCUCCAGCAUUGUGAUCCUGGAUAACUCUCCAGGGGUUUACAGGAGCCAUCCAGACAAGGCCAUCACCAUCAAAUCCUGGUUCAGUGACCCCAGUGACACAACCCUUCUCAACCUGCUCCCGAUGCUGGAUGCCCUCAGGUUCACCGCUGAUGUUCGUUCCGUGCUGAGCCGCAACCUUCACCAGUAUAGGUUCUGGUGACAGCUGCUCCCCCUUCACCUGAGUUGGGGUUGGGGGGAAAGGGAGGGCGAGCCCUUGGGAUGCCGUUUGAUGCCCUGUCCAAUGUGAGGACUGCCUGGGCAGGGUCUGCCCCUCCAACCCCUCUCUGCCCCGGAAGCCCUACACUCCACUUGGAGUCUGGAUGGACGCAUGGGCCUGGGGCCCUGAAGCAGCCUCACUCUAACUUCGUGUUCACACUCCAUGUGUGAAUGGAGUUCAGGCUGGGAGACAGGCAGAGGCCUAGGAGAACUAAAACAGUGUUUGUGGUGGAGCGGCAGGACCCGCCAGAGCCACAGAUACACGGUGAUCCAGGAGGCUCAAAGAGAAGCCAAGUCAGCUUUGUUGUGAUUUGAUUUUUUUUUUUCUAAA